Rhizophagus irregularis DAOM 181602=DAOM 197198 is the source of this 850-nucleotide messenger RNA. RefSeq lists its product as uncharacterized. NCBI's taxonomy places the organism in Eukaryota, Fungi, Glomeromycota, Glomeromycetes, Glomerales, Glomeraceae. The record is from RefSeq and is a predicted model, not a curated record.
AUGCAGCAUAUUAAAGAUGAAAUUAGGAUAAAGGUUUUUAUCGCCAAGAACCCAUUAACAAAAUCCGAAUGGUUGAUAAUACGUUAUGGAGAAGCCAGUGCAUUAUUUUGUGUAAUAAGAUUAGAUCCCACAUUUGUGAUAUCAAGAUACUCCAUUCAAAGAUUGUUAUUGAAUAUAGACAAUCAAGAACACAAUGCUUUACAACAAGAAGUCAAGUCUCUCUGGAAAAACAAUUUACCUUUUGUACUUACCUAUUUAUUAAAUGAAAAAUACAAUGAAGAGUUAUUUUCAAAAAUAAAUGAUGUGAAGCUGGUUCACUUUCUAUCCGCAGGUCCUAAUAUAUUCACUCCGUUUCCUCUUAGAUUAAAAGAGCUUCAAUUAGAACAUGGUCCAGUUGGUCCAUACAUUCACCAACAAUCAAUUACUGAAGAAUAUCCAUCCAAAAAUGGAGAUAAAAAUUUAGCAAAGCCUUUUGAUUUUUUGGGUCAAGUAAGUUUUCAAGCAAGACCAGUAACAGUUUUAAUGCUUAGAGUGCAACCUUUAUUAAGAAAUAUCAAUCAAAGAAUACAAAAUCAACCAGGAAGGCUUAGAAUUCGAAGGCGACAACUUAAUGCUCAAAUUAAUAACGAAGAUACAAUAUAUCGACUCACAAACCUUCCUCAACAGCCAAUUACAAAUAAUCCAUUUAUUGAUUCAUUUUUUCAGGGGACUUCUUUCCAAUAAAGACGUAUAUAUGUAGUGCGCAGCAGAUGUCGAUUUGCGUGAGCAGAUGACGGCUGGCCUAGUAAUGCUGGCCAAAACACUUAAGGCGUUAUAAUACUGGCCAAUAUCGGCCGAUAAUGUAGGCCGG